GAAGUAUCCAAAAAUGGCGUCGGCGAGCACCUGGAUGUUAUCGUUAAAGGUAUUGUUCAUUUCCAUCGGUGUAUUGACCAUAACUUUAGGGCUUAAAGUCUCUGUUCCAUUGGUAUUGGAAUUCUCCGUUUCUCAAGCUCCGUUAUUGUGGAGCGCGUUCCGUUCUUGGCUCAAGCCGCCGUAUCUUUACGUCAUCAUCAACGGAAUCAUAAUCACAAUUGCAGCAUCUUCGCGGUUUCAUCAAAACAACGGCGAGAGUGAACAGACCGAGGAGAUGCAGCAGCAACGGAGAUCGAAGAUCUCUGUGGAUCAACCGCCAGCGGUGGAGCACGAGAUGAAGAGCGGCUUGGAUUUUGGCGUAGAUGAACCGGUUGCGUACGAGCUGAAGGAGAGAGUACAAGAGGUGGAAACGACGGUUUUUGAGGCGGAGACCAAUGUAGCGGUUAGUGACGAGUUUGCUAUCUUGAAAUCGGAGUGGAUUCCACCGAGGAGAAUGGAUUCGUCAGAAAUUCCAUCGGAUGCUCUGUUUCUGAUAGAGAAACCACCGGCUUCCUCUAGAUUCGGUCACCGGAAACCCGUCAAAGCCAGUCCUGAUGGUGACCGAGCAUUAAGGGUGGCGAAACCCAAACGCCACGAGACGCUGGAGAACACGUGGAAGAUGAUAACGGAAGGGAAAUCAAUGCCGUUGACGAGGCAUUUGAAGAAAUCGGACACGUGGGAGAAUCACGGCCGUGAUAUCAACGUCGAGGCAUUGUCCGAUUCGACGGCGGCGAUGAAGAAGUUGGCGACCUUCAGGGACCGGACCAAUUACCAGCCUCCAACUGAACUGGUGAGCUAUCCUUCUCCGGUGAAGCUGAGGAAAGAACCGUGGCUGAGUCAGGAUGAGUUGAACCGUCGAGUGGAAGCGUUCAUAAAGAAGUUCAAUGAUGAAAUGAGAUUGCAGAGACAAGAGUCGCUUAAUCAGUACAUGGAAAUGGUCAACCGUGGAUGUUAGCCACUAAUUAUCAUUAAUUAACUGUAGUUUAAAAUUUAAAUCAUGUUUUUUUAAAGAAGACAAAAUAUGUUCAUUAAUUUUUGGAAAUAUGUUUCCUCCAU
Hibiscus syriacus is the source of this 1095-nucleotide messenger RNA. RefSeq lists its product as uncharacterized. Bases 14 to 994 code for a protein of 326 amino acids. NCBI's taxonomy places the organism in Eukaryota, Viridiplantae, Streptophyta, Magnoliopsida, Malvales, Malvaceae. The record is from RefSeq and is a predicted model, not a curated record. The transcript has 2 exons.